Messenger RNA from Vitis riparia (riverbank grape), 2774 nucleotides. RefSeq lists its product as uncharacterized. Lineage: Eukaryota; Viridiplantae; Streptophyta; Magnoliopsida; Vitales; Vitaceae. The coding region runs from base 161 to 931 and encodes 256 amino acids. The transcript has 7 exons. The record is from RefSeq and is a predicted model, not a curated record.
GCGAAAAUCACGUGUUGGAUCUAAAUCAUACAGAAAAUGGAGGGGAAAGAACAGCACAAGAUCCAAAAAGAAAUAAAGGAUAUACAAUUGUGAGUAAGAUAUAUAUAUAUACAUAGGAACAUUGGAGUGGAGAUCCAAAUCCAGAAUAAGGAAUUGCAAAAUGGCGCAAAAUCCAUCGCUUGCUCCAGAGAUCGGACCCGAUGGGCUUGCCAGAGAAGCUCCUGUCAUAGCCUACACUGAAAGGAUUAUCGAGGAAGAGCAGCUUCAAUUGAAGAAAUAUAUUGAAGAAAAUUAUUCAAAAAUCCGUGAUGUUGAAAGAGAACUAUCAAAUCUUACAUUCGAAUUGAAGCUUACAGCUGGGCCAAAAAAGGCAGCACUUGAACUCUUGAGAAAGAAAAUAGAAAUGUCGACGGAAAGAAUUAGUGUUGCUAAGCAGAAGGAAGAACAAGCACGAAAGGUGUGGGAAGCGGCAUCAAAGGCUGUGAAAGAUGAGGAAGCAGUUAAGCAGAAGUUGUGUGAUGACUUAAGCCAACUGGUUCAAGAAAGCAGUCACACCCAGUUUUCUAGACUGGAGGAACUCAAAAGGCGUCUGGAAGCGUUGAACCCAAGCCGAGCUUCCAUCUCUGGCUCUCAUGAUGGGAAAUUAUUGCCGCAACCACAGAGUAGCACAGUUCCAGAUGCUUCGUCAACUCCUCUUAUAGUGGAUCCAGCUGGUGGUGCAGGUGAAAAUGUGGCCAAUCAAGGAAAUGGUGGAAACGUUCCUGCUACAAAUGGUCACAAUCAACAGCCUAAUGUUGAGGGAGAAGGGAGAGGAAAGAAGAAAAGUUUUAUCCAAGGGAGGGGAAGGGGAAUUGGGGCUGUGCCCAAGGGUAGAGGAUCUUCUGCACCUGGCUGGACGGGUGCUGGUUUUGAUGUGGAUGGUAGAACUUAAGAACAUCAUUUGAGGUUCUUUGUUUUCCUUGCUAGAGGUAUGAGAUGAAAAAGUUCAUUUCUGCACUUCUUCCAGGUUAUACUGUAUCUCUUUUCUUCUUUAAUUAGUUGGUUGAUUUUCCUCAUUUGUAUGUCUGCUAUAGCUUGUUGAUAAAGAUGGUUAUCUGAUUUUUCCAACAUUUUGUUGCUACUUCAGACUCGCGUCACCAAUAUGUUUCUGUCAGUGUUUGUGUGGAAUUAUGUGCUCAAAGUUUCAUAGACAAAUGACUACUGAAUUCUGUAUUGAACUUCAUAGACAGGUAACUGUCUCUACAAUGAAAUAACAAGAAGUAUGAUAUAAAAGCAUAAUCCUUUGCAUUUGAAGGAUCAUAUAUCAUCCUAGUUAAUGGUAAGACUCGUCCUACUGAUCAUGUUGUUUUGCCAUCAAUUUCAGGAAGAAUGCUUUUACAAAAACCUUUUUGUGUGUUAGCUUAUGAAGAACGUUAAGUUAGAACGACUUUUGAGGGCCACCAAAGUAAUUUUUGGUCACCCACUUAUGUUCCAUAGUUAAAAAGUUUAUGAUCAAUGAUCAGAAUGCUAUGUAAAAUUUUAGAUUACCGUCAACUUAACAGGAAAAUAUGUUGUUCCUGGGUUUAGGAAAUGACCACUUCAAUGCAUAAAUGGCUUGUUAUUCCUAAAGAGAGUGAUCAUCAUGUUGGAACUGGCACAAUUGAGUCCUAGAAGUGUCAUCAAAAGAGGAAAAAGAAUCAACUAAAAGUGGCUCUUCUCAGAAGUUACAUUCAAAACUACGCCUUCUAUUCUUUCACAGUGAACUGUCAUAUAAUAUCAAUACUUUCUUCUGAUAUUAUAUGACAAUCUUAACAUAUGCAGGUGCCCCCUGCUUUUUUAGUAAUGAUUUAGCAGUGUCAUCAGAUAUAGGGUAAAUAUCAAAUAUCGUUGUUUGAUUGCUGAAGAGAAUAUGGUAUAAAAGAAUUUAACAUGUAACACUAUAUUUGAAAUUUCUUUUUCUUACUUUAUUUUAUUUUUAUUUUUAUUUUUUAUAUUUUAGUCAUGAGAGGUGACAACACACAUGAUGUGUGUGUUCAUUUUCAGUAACUAGUCCCUUCACAAACUAGAUUCAUUAAUUGCUUGCAUACACAGCAGAAUACAUACGAAUUAGAGGUCUGGCACUGGCAGCCUCUGAAUUAGGCUAACAUUUAAGCUGGUACAUCUCUACUAAUGGCAAGUGCGAACCAAUAGUAAUUGUGUUGACCACUGCACAAUCCUUCUGUCACUCUCUGCUCACAUCAAUAUACACUAUGCCACGAGUGUCUUCCAUCUGUAUGUACACUAGUCUUGUCUUGUAGUUUUUACUUCUGAAUGGCACCUUUGAACCGAGGAGAGCUAUGUAUCCUUACAUUCAAAUUUGAAAUUUGAAUGCUGUAAUUUUCUCUCUUUCUCACUGUUUCAGAUGGAUGAUAAUCUCAAUAUCCCAGAAUCAUGACAAUGGGGGCUGGUUCUUGCUGACAAUUUGGCUAGUAUCCAGGUAAUUCCUACUAGGAAAAAAUUAUUUUCUUGUGUGAGAUUGCAAUGAAAAUGAUAGCCUUUGAGGAGAUGCUGAUCAAGUUCCCUUAUAGUGAAUUGCAUUAAAGUGUCAAAAUUCUCUUUACUGAGUAGUGUACUAAGUGUAGAGUAGAUGUGUGUUUUUAUGACUGAAGCAGUCACUAGAUGAAAUAUUAACUGAGAUGUUUGUUUGGGUCAUUGAAGUGGUGUCAUCUCUGUCAAAUAGGGCAGCCCUGGAACUGGGUGCUGUACCCAUACAGUAUAUUUGAAUAUAUGGUGAUAGCUGAUAAGGGUUUUGAUAA